Messenger RNA from Aspergillus homomorphus CBS 101889, 1622 nucleotides. RefSeq names its product cytochrome P450. The record is from RefSeq and is a predicted model, not a curated record. NCBI's taxonomy places the organism in Eukaryota, Fungi, Ascomycota, Eurotiomycetes, Eurotiales, Aspergillaceae. The transcript has 2 exons. Gene Ontology annotation, molecular function: iron ion binding; oxidoreductase activity, acting on paired donors, with incorporation or reduction of molecular oxygen, reduced flavin or flavoprotein as one donor, and incorporation of one atom of oxygen; heme binding. The coding region runs from base 93 to 1622 and encodes 509 amino acids.
UAUGCCCCUGUGCUCACAAAUAAGUACCUCAGCACAUCCCUUGCCCCGCAAAUCCUACCUCAUCCCCUUGGCGAAGCGACCUGAAGCCCACCAUGGACCAACUCCAAGAUAUCCCGCAGACGCGCAUCCUCCUCCUCGCAGCAACAGCCCUCCUAACUAGCAUCCUUCUCAUCAGACGCCUCCACCGCGCCUACCACCACCGCCAAUUCGCGCGACGCCACAACUGCAAACCAAUCACGCACUACAACAACAAAGAUCCAAUCCUCGGCCUCGACGAAGUCUACCGGGGGAUCACCUCGGCACGCGCCCACAAAGCCCUGGAAACCCUAGCCCAGCGCUUCGAGCAGCACAAAGCAACCACAUACGCGUCGAAGCGGCUCUGGCGGUACAACAUCGUCACCAUCGAGCCCGAAAACAUCAAAACCAUUCUGUCAACAAACUUCAAAGACUACGGCCUGGGCCACCGGCUCCCGAUCUUCAAACCCCUGCUCGGCGAGGGGAUCUUCGACACCGACGGAGCGCACUGGGCGGCGUCGCGCGCGCUCAUCCGGCCCAACUUCACCCGCGACCAGGUCGUCGCUGAUCUCGCUUCGUUCGAGGACCGGGUCCCCGACCUCCUGGCGUUGAUCCCGCGCGACGGCGUGACGGAGGUCGACCUCCAGGAUAUUUUCUUCCGGUAUACGAUUGACUCCGCCACGGCGUUUCUGUUCGGGCAGUCGGUGGGGAGCUUGAGGAUGAGGCCUUCCGAGUUGGGUUUUGCGGACGCGUUUAAUUAUGCCCAGGGCGCUAUGAUGGUGCGCAUGUUGCUUGGUCCGCUGGGCUGCUUUUAUCGGAAUAGCAGGGCGGAGAGGUGUAAUCGUCUCUGUAGGGAGUUUGCGCGUCCGUUUGUUGAUGAGGCGGUUGCGAUUGCGAGGGCGGGUAAGAGCGCGGGUGCUGCGGAGGGGGGCAGGUAUGUGUUUUCGCACGAGUUGGCGUCGCGGACGGAUGAUAAGGGGCGGAUUCUUGAUGAGUUGAUGAAUGUGUUGCUGGCUGGGAGAGAUACCACCGCCAGUCUGCUGAGCAAUAUGUUCUUCAUGCUGGCGAAGCAUCCCGCGGUUUGGGCGCGGUUGCGCGAGGAGGCCAACGCGUUCGGGGGCCGUGUGCCCACGUAUACGGAGCUGCGGGGAAUGAAGUACUUGAAGUGUUGUAUUAAUGAAUCUCUGCGUCUGCAUCCUGUCGUACCGGUCAACGAUCGCAAAGCACUGCGUGAUACGGUGCUACCGGUCGGAGGCGGCGAGGAUGGUCUGUCGCCGGUGUUCGUGCCGAAGGGCACGCUGGUUGGGUAUAUUGUAUACGCGAUGCACCAACGCAAGGACUUCUACGGGCCGGACGCGGAUGUGUUCCGGCCGGAACGGUGGGAGGAUGGGAAGCUGCAGCCACGGUGGGAGUAUUUGCCGUUCAAUGGGGGCCCGCGAAUCUGCAUCGGGCAACAGUAUGCGUUGACGGAGGUUGCCUAUGUGACUGUGCGCCUGGCGCAGGAGUUUAAGGGGCUGGGGAGUCGCGAUCCAGGCCCGUGGGAAGAGUCGCUGACUUUGACUGUGUGCUCGAAGAAUGGCACGAGGGUCUGUUUGACACCGGCUUGA